CUCCUUCCCUUCCAGAAUCAGUAAAACAUUACCCAACAUCAGUCUUGCAUCUUAAUUUCUCCUACAACUUUUCAUAUCACUGAGAUUCGCACCGUCAUCGUGGCUUUCACCAAGAAAUCACUCCAUCUCCCCUCUUUUGUCUCUAGCCUCUACAGAAAUACUUGUCGACUUACACAGCAGAGACUCUUUAGUAUCAACAUGGCGUGGACGUGCAGCGGAGACACUAACUCGGCUCUUAUUGGGAACAUGUGGAAGAAUGGUCUCAUUACCGACCCUCGAGUGAAAGAGGCAUUCCUCAAGGUUGACCGAGCUCACUACGCUCCAGCCAUGCCAUAUGAAGACUCACCCCAGCCCAUCGGCUACUCAGCAACUAUAUCUGCACCGCAUAUGCACGCCUCAGCCAUCGAGCAUGUUCUCAGCUAUCUUCUUCCCUCAUCGACAUCGCCGGCCCCCCGGGUCCUCGAUAUCGGUUCUGGAUCUGGGUAUCUAACCCACGUUAUGGCUGAACUUGUCGGUGAGAAGGGCCUUGUAGUCGGUCUUGAGCAUAUUCGUCAGCUGAAAGAACUUGGUGAAAAGAACAUGUCGAAAAGUGAGGAGGGAAGAAGAUUGCUUGAGAGUGGCAAGGUGAGAUUUAGGUUUGGUGAUGGGAGGAAGGGAUGGGUUGAGGAACCGAGAGAGGGAGAGAAGAAUGAGGGGACGGGCUGGGAUGUUAUUCAUGUCGGGGCUUCUGCAGUGGAGAUUCAUCCAGAGCUAUUGGAGCAAUUGAAGGCACCUGGGUGCAUGUUCAUCCCCGUCGAUGAUGACAAGAUGGGGUACAACCAGCACGUUUGGAGAAUUGAGAAGGAUGGAAAUGGGGAGAUUACGAAGAAGAAGUUGUUUGGAGUCCGCUACGUGCCGUUGACUGAGGCACCGAAGGCGUAGGGAGGCCAUUUCACGAUACCCUUCCUGCACUGGCUCAUUACUCAUUUGGGAGAUUGUAGCAUAUUGUCAAAGUUUGCGUUUUAUAGUAUGAACAAGUCAACAAGCUAU
Molecule: messenger RNA, 1029 nt
Organism: Fusarium oxysporum Fo47
Lineage: Eukaryota; Fungi; Ascomycota; Sordariomycetes; Hypocreales; Nectriaceae
Product: protein-L-isoaspartate O-methyltransferase
Exons: 3
Coding region: 199-921 (240 amino acids)
Biological process (GO): protein modification process
Cellular component (GO): cytoplasm
Molecular function (GO): protein-L-isoaspartate (D-aspartate) O-methyltransferase activity
Source: RefSeq, a predicted model, not a curated record